CCCCACAUUCAUUAUUCUGGACUUUGUCUGAUCGCCUCGGUCAACAUGCCUGAACCUGCCAAGUCUGCGCCCAAGAAAGGUUCCAAGAAAGCCGUCACCAAGGUUGCGGGAAAACAAGGAAAGAAGCGAAAGAGGGGCAGGAAGGAGAGUUACGCCAUCUACGUGUACAAGGUACUGAAGCAGGUCCAUCCCGACACCGGGAUCUCCUCCAAGGCUAUGAGUAUCAUGAAUUCGUUCGUUAACGACAUCUUCGAGCGAAUCGCUUCCGAGGCUUCCCGCCUGGCUCACUACAACAAGCGCUCGACCAUCACGUCCAGAGAGAUCCAGACCGCCGUGCGUCUCCUGCUUCCCGGUGAGCUGGCCAAGCACGCCGUGUCUGAGGGGACCAAGGCUGUAACCAAGUAUACUAGCUCCAAGUGAACUGUCUCGUCAACACCUCAACCAAAAGGCUCUUUUAAGAGCCACCCACCUUCAUCAAAGAGUUUUACUUCGUGUGUGAGUGUGUGUGUAUAAAAGACGGAAGAUGAGCUUUUAUCACGCACUAGGUUUUUACCCUAAAUUAACAGUAUAUCCCUG
Messenger RNA from Hippocampus zosterae (dwarf seahorse), 576 nucleotides. Its product is annotated as histone H2B. Gene Ontology annotation, molecular function: protein heterodimerization activity; DNA binding; structural constituent of chromatin. The record is from RefSeq and is a predicted model, not a curated record. Gene Ontology annotation, cellular component: nucleosome. The coding region runs from base 46 to 420 and encodes 124 amino acids. Lineage: Eukaryota; Metazoa; Chordata; Actinopteri; Syngnathiformes; Syngnathidae. The transcript has a single exon.